CUUCAUAGCUUGUUUGAAUUGAGAAGUUGUAUCCUCAAUGGCACAGUCUUACUAGACAUGAGAGCAAAUUCUUUAGAGGAAAUUGCAGAUAUGAUUCUUGAUCAACAAGUAGGGUCCGGGCAGCUCAGUGAGGAUGUUCGUCACAGAGUCCACGAGGCUUUACUCAAACAGCAUCACCAUCAGAACCAAAAGAAAUUAAGCAAUAGGAUCCCAAUAGUCAGGUCCUUUGCUGACAUUGGCAAGAAACAGUCUGAACCCCAUUCCAUGGACAAAAAUGCAGGUCAGCUUGUUUCCCCACAGUCUGUGCCAACCACUGAAACCAAAAAUGAUGUCAGCCGAGAAAACAGCACUGUUGACUUUAGUAAGGGACUAGGAGACCAGCAAAAAGGGCAUAACAGUAGUCUAUUUGGGAUGAAACAGAGAAAUGAAAAAGGACACCUUCAUCAGGAAGAGAGAGAGAGAGAGGUUGACCUGCAUUUCAUGAAAAAAAUCCCUCCUGGAGCCGAAGCUUCAAACAUUUUGGUUGGUGAGCUUGAAUUCUUGGACCGUGCUGUAGUCGCUUUUGUUAGAUUGUCUCCUGCUAUGUUGCUUUCAGGAUUGACAGAAGUUCCAAUCCCAUCAAGAUUUUUAUUUAUUCUUCUGGGACCCUUAGGAAAAGGUCAACAGUACCAUGAGAUUGGCAGGUCAAUUGGAACAUUAAUGACGGAUGAGGUAUUUCAUGAUGUUGCAUAUAAAGCUAAGGACCGCAGUGACUUACUCGCUGGAAUUGAUGAGUUUCUUGAUCAAGUGACAGUUCUCCCACCAGGAGAAUGGGACCCAACCAUUCGUAUAGAACCUCCCAAAAAUGUUCCUUCUCAGGAGAAACGUAAAAUUCCAGGUGUACCAAAUGGAACUGCUGCUCAUGGAGACCCAGAGCCACUUGGAGGACAUUCGGGGCCAGAAUUACAACGUACUGGAAAGCUCUUUGGGGGCUUGGUUUUAGAUAUCAAGAGGAAAGUGCCAUUCUUUUUGAGUGACUUCACCGAUGCAUUCAGCUUGCAGUGUCUAGCAUCUUUUCUAUUUCUCUAUUGUGCUUGUAUGUCUCCUGUUAUCACAUUUGGCGGCUUGCUGGGAGAAGCAACAGACGGUCGUAUAAGUGCAAUAGAAUCUCUGUUUGGUGCAUCGAUGACUGGCAUAGCUUACUCAUUGUUUGGUGGGCAACCUCUUACCAUAUUGGGUAGCACAGGACCAGUUUUGGUGUUUGAAAAGAUAUUAUUCAAAUUUUGCAAGGAAUACGGACUAUCUUACCUUUCUCUGAGAGCGAGCAUUGGUUUAUGGACUGCAAUUCUGUGUAUCAUUCUUGUUGCGACUGAUGCAAGUUCUUUGGUGUGCUAUAUCACUCGGUUUACGGAAGAAGCUUUUGCAUCUCUCAUCUGCAUCAUAUUCAUUUAUGAGGCCUUAGAAAAGCUCUAUCAUCUCAGAGAAACAUAUCCAAUCAACAUGCAUAAUAACUUGGAACUUCUAACACAAUACUCAUGCAGCUGUGUGGAACCAGAUAACCCAAGCAAUACUACCUUACAAUAUUGGCAGUCAAAGAACAUGUCCUCAUUUGCAAUACCUUGGGCAAAUCUUACUGUGACUGAAUGUAAGAACUGGAAAGGGCUGUUUGUUGGACGAGCCUGUCAUGAACAUGAGCCUUAUGUUCCAGAUGUCCUCUUCUGGUCAGUCAUCUUAUUCUUUUCUACAGUCAUACUGUCGUCCACACUGAAGCAGUUCAAGACUAGCCGAUAUUUCCCAACCAAGGUACGGUCUGUGAUAAGUGACUUUGCUGUCUUUCUCACAAUCCUAUCUAUGGUGAUAGUUGACUAUUUCCUUGGGAUCCCAUCACCAAAACUUCAGGUUCCAAAUGUUUUUAAGCCUACCAGGGAUGACCGUGGCUGGGUUGUCUCACCCUUGGGUCCCAAUCCUUGGUGGACAGUCCUGGCUGCUCUAAUUCCGGCUCUUCUUUGUACCAUUCUGAUAUUUAUGGACCAACAAAUUACAGCUGUUAUUAUAAACAGAAAAGAACAUAAGCUAAAGAAAGGCUGUGGCUAUCACUUGGACUUGCUGAUGGUGGCCCUCAUGCUUGGCGUGUGUUCGAUCAUGGGCCUGCCUUGGUUUGUGGCUGCCACUGUCCUGUCAAUCUCUCACGUGAACAGCUUGAAACUGGAAUCCGAAUGUUCAGCUCCAGGAGAGCAGCCCAAAUUUCUUGGCAUUCGCGAGCAACGGGUCACUGGUCUCAUGAUAUUUAUCCUUAUGGGCUGCUCAGUUUUUUUAACCAGAGUGCUUAAAUUUAUUCCCAUGCCAGUACUUUAUGGUGUAUUUCUUUACAUGGGUGCCUCGUCUCUCAAAGGAAUUCAGCUUUUUGACAGAAUCAAGUUAUUCUGGAUGCCUGCCAAACACCAGCCAGACUUCAUCUACUUAAGGCAUGUUCCCCUUCGAAAAGUCCAUCUCUUCACAGUAAUCCAACUGAGCUCUCUUGUGUUACUAUGGGUUAUUAAAGUUUCAAAAGCUGCCAUUGUAUUUCCGAUGAUGGUCUUGGCAUUGGUGUUUGUCAGAAAACUCAUGGACUUCUUUUUCACCAAACGUGAGUUAAGCUGGCUGGAUGAUUUGAUGCCAGAGAGCAAGAAAAAAAAGCUUGAAGAUGCUGAAAAAGAGGAGGAACAAAGUAUGUUAGCAAUGGAAGAGGAAGGAACAGUCCAGUUGCCACUUGAAGGACACUGCAGAGAUGACCCGUCUGUAAUAAAUAUUUCUGAUGAGAUGGCAAAAACAUCUGUAUGGAAGACAAUGUUGAUAACAUCAGAAAAUGCCAAGGACAAGGAGUCCAGCUUUCCUGCUAAAAGCACUGAAGGCCGACGAGAGAAGAAAGCUGACUCAGGGAAAGGUGUGGAUCGUGAGACUUGUCUGUGACU
Messenger RNA from Pseudonaja textilis, 2930 nucleotides. NCBI's taxonomy places the organism in Eukaryota, Metazoa, Chordata, Lepidosauria, Squamata, Elapidae. The record is from RefSeq and is a predicted model, not a curated record.